Molecule: messenger RNA, 1470 nt
Organism: Echinostoma caproni
Lineage: Eukaryota; Metazoa; Platyhelminthes; Trematoda; Plagiorchiida; Echinostomatidae
Source: the annotation of a GenBank genome assembly
AUGAAAAAAAUGGAACAGACCACUGACGAAUUACGUUUGCACAACCUCAAUCUGAGAACCAAAAUCCAGGAUUUAGAGCAACGACUGGAACAUGAGUACAAAGUACAAACCCAGUUGCAAAAACAAUUGAACCAAAUUUCAGCUGAGUAUCAGACGGUUCAGGAACAUGCAACGACGAAACACACGCAGGUAGAACAAGCUGAAGUGUGUAUCAAUCGUUUAAACAGCGAAAUGCGUCGUGUUCAUUCAACGUUGGAAGCUGGUUCAAAAAAAGUGCAAGAGCUUUCCAAGGAACUGCAGUCUGUUACAGACCAAUUGAAACGGGUGACUCGCGAACGAGAUGAACUUCAGGCACAAGAUAAACGACUAAAACAGGAGCUGCAUGAAUUCCGAAUCACACAUCAGACACCAGACGAUGAAGCAAGUUACACAAUUUGCAUUAGUAAAGUGAAACGACUAAAUGCCGAAAUGGAACGUCUUACGGAAGAGACAAAACAUCUGGACCAGGUGUGCCGUAGUGAGUCUAAUCAGUGUCUGGAACUGACCACAGAACUCAGCGAUGUGAAGGCAAGUGAAGUUAUGCAUGCAUGUAUGUACGUACAUGGUUCGAAAACGACAUCAUUUACAGUCAAUCUCCUACUAUGUCCGACCCCACAGGAAUUCGAAAAAGUGGAUAAAUUCCAGGAACUGCGACAUAGCAGGACUCGAAAGAAACAGCAGGCAGAGGAACUGCGAAAGGUACAAACCGAAUGUGAUACAAAACAUCGUCAACUGGAACAAACGCGAGAAAUUGUGCGCGAACUACAGACCCAGCUGAAAGAUGCGAAUGAACAAAAUCGGGGACUGAGUCACACGGUCAACGAACUCACACAAGCGUUACGCGCACGUUGCAUGGAGCUGGACCAGACCCAGCUUGAAGUGAAAAAUUCACUGGCACAAUUGAAGAAUACCGAGAUGUCGGUAGAAGAACUGGAAAUGCAGGUGCAACAACUCACACGCCAAUUGGAACAUUCAGAGGCACUGCGAGCCGAGGCACAGAACGCCAGCAACGAAACGUCUUCUCUGGCAGCUCAACUUCGCAUCGAAUUGGCCAAGAGAGACGAACAAUUGAAUGCGACCACCAGCCAACUGGAAUCCAGCAAGCAACGCGUAGAACUACUUGAAAAAGCCUCUGCUCAACAAGAAUUGACUAUAAAUGAACAAAUGCAAGAACGUGCCGUACGGGAAUCAAUCAUACAGCGUAUGGAACAUGAGAUUACCCAGAUCAAAUCUUACUGUUCGGAAUUGGAGCAAGAACUGUCAGCCACCCAGGAACGCAGUGUGGCUAUGCGCUCUGAUCUGAUACAGACCCAGUCCGCCCUCGAGGAGGUCGCUUCAAGGCAGUACAUGGAGGACAAUUCUCGCGGACGCAUGGAGGCGAGUAGUGCUACUGAACGAGUGUGGGGUGAAUUCAUUUUUACUCCCUUUUGA